AUGAUCGAUAUAGACGAACCGGAAGAUCUGAAAACAACGGAGUGGAACAUCUAUAAGGUCCCAUGCAGUCUUCGGAGUUGGAAACCAGAGGCCUACACUCCUCAGUUGGUCUCAAUAGGACCCCUUCACUAUCGCCCAAAAGAAGACCCAAAAGAAGACCCAAAAGAAUGCCCAAAAGAAGGCCCAAAAGAAGACCCAAAAAAAGAGUUCAAUCCAAUGCCAAUGCAAAAGCAGAAACUACGAUACCUUGAUUUCUUCAGGGGUCGUAUCAAGAACACUCCUGAAGCCAUGGACAAUUUCAAGAGGUUCCUUAAAGAUCAAGUAAAAGACAUACGCCAAUGUUAUGCAGAAAAGCUCUGUGAUAAGAUCCAUGACGAAAAGUUGGUGGAUAUGAUGUUAUUAGAUUCUGUAUUCAUCAUGGAGCUGUUUCUGAGGAUUCAAAGGCAAAAAUCAGAAGAGGACAGGAAUGAUGACGAACUGACCGAUCAAACAUAUUCAGAUGAUAUUAUACUGAAACAAUCAUGGCUGAACAAGAGUAUCCAGAGAGACUUGCUUCUGCUUGAAAACCAGAUCCCAAUGUUCAUCUUAAAAAAGCUGUACAAGACUGUUUUCCCUGACACAGACCCUUGUAAGAAGCGACCCUCAUUUAUUGGACUUGCCCAUGACUAUUUCGACUGUUUUCAUGCCUGUAAAAAGGGCGACCCUUCUAAACAAGAAACUAGAAGCUCAAAUUCCAACCGGUGUCUUUUCUGGGAUAGUAAACCACAACAUUUCACUGAUCUGAUUAGGUCUUUCUACAUUUGUAGGUCUUCCUACAUUUGUAAGGGUCUUAUUGCUUGCAAAAAAGGGUCUCCCUUAAGCACUGCAACAAAGUUGCGGCAAGCAGGAGUGAGCUUUGAGAAAGUCAUCAACAGGCCCUUACUUGACAUAAAUUUUGAGAAAGUUCGACCCUUAAGCUGGUUUCUGUGUCUAGGUUGUAUUCCAAAUUUCACUCACUUCAAAGCUCGUUUACAAAUCCCAGAGUUAAAAAUAGAAGACUCAACCGAAUGUGUUCUGAGGAAUCUGAUCGCCUUCGAGCAGUGUCAUUACCCAAAUCAACCUUACAUUUGCAACUACGUCUCCUUCAUUGACUCUCUCAUUCACACCAAGGACGAUGUUGAAUUGUUGGUUGAGAAGGAAGUCAUCGUCCAUGAACUUGGAAGCGACAAGGAAGUUGCAACGUUGGUGAAUAGUCUCUGCAAACAUGUUGUCACAGACAAGACAUGUUAUAGAGGACUUAUAGAUAGUCUGAACAAACAUUACCAGAGACAAUGGAAUCGUACUAUGGCUGCAUUGAGGUUAGUUUACUUUAGAGAUGCUUGGAGAGCAAGCUCUACUUUGGUCGCAACGGCUGUCCUCGUAUUCACAAUCUUCAACUUCUGGCGAGUUGUUAGAUUGGUCCUCGACCUUGAAGCAGGCGGCCGGCAACCUUAAUUAGUUAUAUAAUGUAGCAUAUAGUAUCUAUAAUUUGAAUUAUAAUUAGGAAACCAAUUAAUGGGUGUGUUUUGUGAUAAAAUAACGUGAAAUGAUCUUCCCCUUGGGUCAAGUUUGGUUGUAGAAUCAUCUUCUU
This is a messenger RNA of Neltuma alba, 1609 nucleotides long. RefSeq names its product UPF0481 protein At3g47200-like. NCBI's taxonomy places the organism in Eukaryota, Viridiplantae, Streptophyta, Magnoliopsida, Fabales, Fabaceae. The coding region runs from base 1 to 1473 and encodes 490 amino acids. The record is from RefSeq and is a predicted model, not a curated record. The transcript is spliced from 2 exons.